AUGCAAGCUGCCGCCGUCCUUCGCCGCGCAGCUGUCGCUGCCGCCUCCCGCUCCACUCGCAUUGCCGCAGUGCGUGCCAUGAGCAGCACUCCUCCUCCGACUCCGUCGUUCGCGUCGCAGUUGGAACCGGAGAUCAAGGUCCCACGCCACUUCAUCGGUGCUUUUCCUGAAGAAACGGAAGCUAACAACUUUGAGGUGAACUGGAGUCUCGCUGACGAUGACAUCACCCCGCUUCACAACUGCUACCGCAACCGGGAGUUGGGCAACUUGGCUGCCGCCGCCGCUAUUGCUGCACCCGUGCCCAACGCUGCGUCGCCUGCUGUCGCUGCCGAGAACUGGUCCACCGGCAAGUUUCUCGACCUUUGGAACGACGUGACGAAUCAGCUCUCGCACUCGCCAGACAUGUACAUCUCAGAUGGAGCAAUCGGCGCGCACGCGACCCUUCGCACUCCCAUUCGUGUGGUGUCGGACACACCUCGCCUCGCUCACGCUUUGGCCAACCUCCUGACGAAAGUUCCAACCUUGAAAGACCCGCACACACCUCGCCCCGUCUUGGUCGUGUGGAAAUCAUCCAAGGACAAGGAUCAGUCGGCGUUUGUGUACAACAUCGACACGAACGUCGAUGGGUUCACCCAAGCCAAGCUCGUGGUCCGUGGCGAUGGCGUGUCGUUGGAUUCGUUGCUCCAGAACGUUCUCUCUCUCAAGGCGGAACUGGACGGUGCUGUCGACACGGGCGCCCCCGCCACGAUCGCCGCCGAAGUCGUCGCUGCCGACGGCAAAUCCACCUUGGUGUUUGGAGCCAACGCGGCCUUCCGGGGCUCUCAACAAGCGUCGCUCUCCGCUGCGCACGGCGUGGUAUGGGACCCCGCUGUCGGUGUCACUCCUGCGUUCCAAGGCGUGGUGGUGCCCCCUGCUGCUGUCCGCGUUUCGAAAGCGUCGAGUCGUCGCCACCAAGCCUAUCCUGCGUCGUGGUCCUCGGAAGCGUCGGUGGUUGGUCAUGCGUUUCCCACGCUCUUGCCCCACCCCACGCAUGCCGUGGCUUAUGGCGCCCCCGCAGACAAGACGAGCGUGUCUGUCGAAGAGUUUGUCAAGCAAGUGAAUGGGUCGGCUGCCCUCGCGGCGGCGCUCACCCAACACGGCACGGCUCUCUCGUUCAAGAAGUAA
Messenger RNA from Aphanomyces invadans, 1164 nucleotides. RefSeq lists its product as hypothetical. The coding region runs from base 1 to 1164 and encodes 387 amino acids. Gene Ontology annotation, molecular function: purine nucleotide binding; phosphoenolpyruvate carboxykinase activity. Lineage: Eukaryota; Oomycota; Saprolegniomycetes; Saprolegniales; Verrucalvaceae. The transcript has 7 exons. Gene Ontology annotation, biological process: gluconeogenesis. The record is from RefSeq and is a predicted model, not a curated record.